AAAAUAACGAGAAGGAAGGAAGACGAGUUUUCAUUUUAUUGCGAUAAAUCUAUAGCUUGCAGAGAUUGUGAUUGAAUUUUUAUUUAAACUAAAAACUGUUGUGCUAAAUUGUGUGUGAAAAAUAUUUUCAUGUUUGUUCCUCACUUCGCAUGGCCAAAAUGUGGGACUCACCAUACUUGACUUGUUUGGUUUUGUACAUAUUUUCUUUCCAAAUUAUUACCACUAAUUCUCGCACCUCAAAUAUUUGGAAAUUGAACGUUGAAGAUGGGUUAAUUGUUGAUGGAACUACACUGCCGCAGGAUGACGCUGAUAAAACUAGAAUGAAUGAAGAAGAUGCUGUGUUCAACAUAAUAACUUCAACAGUUUACUAUGGAAAUACAUGGACAAAGCAUGGUUUUGAUAUGUUUUGCACAGACUGCCAAGUAUAUGAACAACAGAGAGCUGGUAUAGAACAAAGUGACGAGGUAACGCCAGCUGAGACAAACGGAGAUGCGGACGAUGAGUACUUAGACUGUGGGAAGGCCGUCAACUUCACCUACUACGAUAACUUAGUAGGUGUGGCACGCCGCCACAGACAUCCCAACGUGCCUGAACCACAGGUUGCCCUUAUAUUUACAAAGAAAAAAUCGUACAAAAAUGGUGUAACAGAGUUAGAUAUAAAUGCGCUGGAGAAGCGUCUGAAGAAAGCAAAAAGAGAGAAACCGAAGUCUGUACAGCUUUACAAUCAGAUUGGCAACUUCUGGCGGAUUAAAGGCGACACGCGACAGUCCAUCGAGUGCUUCCGACGAGCGCUCGCUGUCUCGCCUUAUAACGCAGAAGUGUUGCUGAACCUGGCGCGCGUACUAUUCACGCUACAAUAUUUGGACGACGCCAUUUACCUCACCAGGCGGUCACUGGAGGUCCAGCCGCCCGACCGCAGCGCCUGGCAACAAUAUUUCACCCUCGGAGAGAUAUUCAAAGCCUAUGGACACUAUCAGGAAGCGGCAGUGCACUUGAGACACGCUCUCGACCUCAGGCCAGACUUCGAACCAGCGCUGGCUGCGUUGAAAGACAUAGAGAACAUACCAGAAGCUUCUGUGCAUGUCUACACGCUACUAAUCAUAGUUUGUCUGGUGAUGGGUGUACUCCUGGUAAUCCUGUCGUCAGUGGACAGCGGGGGCGACGUCGAGGAACACAAAACACAGCGGCACUUCAACAGAGCGAUGGCAAUGCGUUCGCUGCGAGGCGUCGCACUGCCCGGAUCCCGCGGCCGUAAGAAAGGAGGCUCCUAAACCACGCACCAUACAGGCCUGAGUUUCAUAUCUCUAUCUUUCUUAUAUGAGUUGUUUCUGAACGUAAUCGUGGAGCUUUUGGUUGAUAUUUGGUCUGAAAACGUAACCAUAGAAAUUCACCCACUGUUGAUACGAAAUCCCAAGAUGAACCUUUGCCGGGUUUCCACUGACGCGGAGAUGGGCGGAGAAGAGCGGAGAUGUGCGGAUUUGACCAAUCACAGCGUUCGAGAGAGCGAAAAACGAAGACGCUCUGUCACUCUCUGCGUCACGGUGAUUGGUCGAUUCCUGCACAUCUCCGCACAGCUCCGCGUCAAUGGAAACGCAGCCUAAUGGUGACACGGGAUCAGCGUAUCGCCCAUAGCAAUUGUCCAUCAUGUUACAACGGCCAUAAUCCCUCCGUUGGACAAACAGGGAUAUGUCUUGUUCCUGGAUAAUGCUUCUUGAUAAGUUGUCUAUAAUCUUUUCCUAAACCUCUAUACAUAACAUUUGAAUUGUUUUUUUUCUAUAUACACUAUCUUAAAUCAGUGCUAGAAUCUCAAUGAUCGAAGCCAAUGUUUACGUUCAGAAAUCGCUUAUGUAAUAGGGUUGUAUUUGUCAGUUUCCACACUUUUCCCACACCACGCUGUCCAAAUAUGUUACCAAAUAUGCGUUCUUGGUGUGUAUGUGUUCUAGUUGGAAAGCGAUUGUCAAUCAGUGUUUCCUCUAGACUUCAGUAAUCGAAGAUACAGCAUGUGUAUAAAGUAAUGUCGAUUGUAUAAUAUUUACGCUGCUGAGUGAAAUUUUAAACGCAAUUUAUGAUUUUAUUUUGAAUAGCACAAAUAUUAUACUGGCAUGAACGGUUUUGUUUGUUCUUCUGAGUAACACAUACUAGUAUUUGUUAUUGUAUUUGGAGAGCAUUAGACACUUGAGAAACUUAAAUUACGUACUGGCGGUUCCGUAGGGUUACGGAAUAUUAUUUCCAUGUCCAAAUAACACGAUAAAAGUCAAUUAUAUAUUUUUGAAAUAACUUUUUAAGUUGAUUAUAUUUCUUAUUAUUUUUAAUUGAUCAAUCAUGUCAAUCUCAAUAUUGUGUAAAAUUAUCAUAAUUUUUCUAUUUUCUUUUAUUGAACAGGAUGUGUUCUAGUAUCAUGAAAAAGAUUGGUUGAACAAAAAGUUCUAAUGAAUCUACGAAUCUUUUUAUUAAGAGAAGAAUAAAAGAUAUGAUUACGACUUUUUUUGUAAAAGUGAAGAGAAGCUAAAUCAGCUACUUGAUAAGUUAAAAUGCUAUAUUAGCAUUUAUCUGAGGCUAAAUAAAUAGUACAAAAAUUGUUAAUUAUUAAUAGCUUAUGGGGACAGGUCUCCCUUUAUAAAAGAACUUAAUGGUAUUGACACAAGACAGAAGAAACAUUUUUUAUCGCACGAGCCGCCAAUACUAUUCCAGAAAUUGACCAAUAAACUUAAGUAUUAAUUUAUAUUUGGAUGUCUAAAAUUACUAUUCCUUCCUAAUCUCACUAUACUCCGUUAAAUAGCAAACUAAGGGUUGAACUACUUGCUUCUUCUUGCUGUCUUUUUCUGUCGCUCAGAACCGCCAUUAGCUUGAGCGAGAAAGACACCAGAAGUAAGACCGCACACGCCGGAACGCUGUCGCACGCUAUAUUAUUUGAUCACACCCCGGACACUCCAUUCAAAAAUCGAUUUUUUUACCAUGUGCCGUUUGACGCGUAAGUGCGAGCGAGACACCCAGUCCACGGUCUCCCCUUACUCCUUAGCGACUUACAGCCUUUUAAGACUAAACUCAGAGGGGUGAGCUCGGUGCCCCAUACGAAUUGAUGAGGGAGGAGAGUUACCGUUCUACACAUUCUUUAUUCUAUGCUGUGAGCAAACCAAAUGCCAAAAAAAGGCGACAGCGUGCUACAGCACAAGCGAAAUAAAUUCCAUGUGGUUCAAAUGUGGCGAAAAUCAAAUGUGGUUCAACCCUAAUUUGACAGCUGUCAGAACAUUACAUUUACCUGACGUCUCUUUCACGCUAGGCUGUAUACCAUCUUUUUGUCCUGUUCUUAAGUUAAUCAGCUCUAUUAAACGGUGUAUAGUUACUAAUCUUUCUUGAUUGUUUGUUUAUAUUGACAUACUUGACAACUGAAUAGAGAUACGAAACUCGGGCCGAAAUAUGUAACAGACGACCUCUUAAACGCUUGAAAAAUUGCGAGUGAUAUCAAAAGCUAAAUGUUUUUAAAAUUUGCAUUGCUAUUGAUAAACGAGUUGAGGGAAAUCUAUGUAUUGUGGUACUGUUCUAUUGCCUUUUUUGUGCUCUUAAUUAUUUCUUAUUCUAUUAUAAAAACUCAAUAAAUUGUUGAAGCUAACUAAGUAAUCAUAAAUGCAAUAAGUUGUUCUAAUGCAUUAUAAAAAAAUCAUGAUCAAAGAUUACAGGGAGUGUUGUGUCAAGUAAUUUUGACAUUUCAAAGCUAUUAAUGUGUUUUUUCUAGUAUUGUUUCUAGCCCUUAAAUCAUGGCAUAAGAGAACAAGGUAUUCUCAUUUUAAAUUAAGAAAUGCUGACGUCGUCAUAGUGUUACCAUUAUUGGUAACUGCAACAUUCUAAGGAAUUUUACUACAGAAAAUUAAGCAAGUAAAUUAACGUAUUUAUUUACUUGCUUAUCAUAUUAUAUAACACCAUUCAAUAAGUAUUUUAUUGACAGUUCAAAAUUGCUCCGUAAAAUAAAUGAAAUACAUUAGCCGUAGGUAAUUUAUUUUUCACCCAGUGGCAACACUUAGCUUGGUGACGUCAGUGUUGUAGGAACAUCGCCGUGCUGCCACUAAUGAAAAUACCAGGCGUAGACUCAGCGUCACGAAACUCCCGCGGAUUUCUAUGAACGUCAUAUAAUGUCUUUCAUGGCGCGUACUCUACUAUGUUAUUCGUUACCAUGUCUUUAUGGGUCAGAAAAGAAAUCUACACAGGAUAUAGGCGUAUGAAGUCCGCGUUAUCUAGUACUAUGCAGUUUCUCCUAUGUAGUUAGCUUGAUUAAGCUAUCCCUCUCUCUUUACAAAUAUGUGACUGACUUGUUUGAAAUGAUACGACUUAAUAAUAAGUAAUGACUGGUUGUAACAGUGCCUAGAAUGUUUGUUGUUAUGUAAUAGAACAGUACCAUCAAUGAGAGGCUAUGUACAAAUAUUAUUCUUUAUGUUAUUAUGACCGGAGUGGUCUUGCCAUGUCUGUUUUGAUCUCUGUGUAGUCUCCGUCAUCUUAUAGUGGUUUUACUACGUCUCGUGUUUCCUUUGAGCAGUGAGAAAGGCACAUCAUUGGCUUUUCCAUAUAUUUAUAUAUUUGAUAAAAAAAAAUGGUCUACAAUAAAAAUCCGCUCCAUUCUUGUACUCUAUAUUUAUUAUAAGAUUAUUCUUAUUUUAACAGAAAGAAUGCUUUCGAUAAGCAAUAAUAGUUUUAAUAACUAUUUGUAGCUAGUUGAUAAUAUAAAAGCUCCAAUGUAACGCUUUAUGAUGAUGAAUGCAUUUGUGUGUUCCAUUUGAAACCUGCUAAAGAUAAGGAGUAAACAGUACGAAGCUACGUUUAGGAAGACAUUUGACUGUUGUGGCGUGCCAGCCUUGCAAUGAGCGUAUCACUUCUGCAACCUAGUCAUUCACUUAGACAAGUUUGGCCCUCGACAAGGGCUCGGUGUGAAAAUCGUUUAGUAGUGCAUGCAAAUAAACUUGUUAAGUGUUCGUAGCGUCUAAGGAUUUAAAGGAGCAAGUAAAUUCUGAGAUUGGUAAAAAAUGUACCUGUUUUCAGUGGUUCUUUUGUUAAUUUUUGACUAUUUAUUACUUAAAUACAUGAUUGUCUUAGCAUCUA
This is a messenger RNA of Pectinophora gossypiella (pink bollworm), 5088 nucleotides long. RefSeq lists its product as uncharacterized. Gene Ontology annotation, cellular component: actin cytoskeleton; cytoplasm. Gene Ontology annotation, molecular function: protein binding. Gene Ontology annotation, biological process: actin filament polymerization. Bases 150 to 1271 code for a protein of 373 amino acids. The record is from RefSeq and is a predicted model, not a curated record. The transcript has 7 exons. Lineage: Eukaryota; Metazoa; Arthropoda; Insecta; Lepidoptera; Gelechiidae.